Messenger RNA from Phragmites australis (common reed), 1239 nucleotides. RefSeq lists its product as uncharacterized. Bases 1 to 1239 code for a protein of 412 amino acids. NCBI's taxonomy places the organism in Eukaryota, Viridiplantae, Streptophyta, Magnoliopsida, Poales, Poaceae. The transcript has 3 exons. The record is from RefSeq and is a predicted model, not a curated record.
AUGGAUCGUCGCGAAGCCUGGAAGGAGACCGUGAGAGAGUUGUGUUUCGACAAUGACUCUUCCGAUGAGGAAGAUAAUUUGUUCCUUGCGACUGUGACCGCGUUCCAUGAGUCGUCCGUAACACAGCGCGGAGCUUGGGGCGGUUCAGUGCCGGGACGUCGCCGUAUCCAGCGGAAUCGGCUGGAGGGGCAUCAAAGGUUGUUCAAUGACUACUUCGCCGAUCCCCCUGUGUACCCCGAUUACAUAUUCCGCCGCAGGUUCAGGAUGAAACGUGACUUGUACCUUAAGAUCGUGGAGGCAGUUGCGGACUAUGACCCGUGGUUCCAACAGAGGAGGAACGCGGCAGGGGAGCUCGGACUGUCGGUGUUGCAAAAAGUCACUGCGGCGUUUCGGGAGGCCACCAUCAUUGAGAGCAUGAGGCGGUUUGUUCGGGCCGUCGUCAGGGUGUUUGGCGAUGAGUAUCUCCGUUCUCCGAACGAGGAGGACACCGCUCGCUUGAUUGCUAUAAACGAGCAAAGAGGGUUCCCGGGGAUGCUGGGAAGCAUCGACUGUAUGCAUUGGAGGUGGAAGAACUAUCCGACGGCGUGGUCGGGUUCUUUCACCGGCCACAUCAACUCUCCUACGAUCAUUCUAGAGGCGUUGGCGUCGCAGGACCUGUGGAUUUGGCAUGCCUUCUUUGGCAUGCCGGGGUGGCUGAACGACAUCAACGUUCUGCACUGCUCACAUCUCCUCGACAACCUUGCCGCUAGUGUGGCGCCCCAUGUACAAUACUCCAUCAAUGGACACCAGUACAACAUGGGGUACUACCUUGCAGAUGGUAUCUAUCCGGAAUGGGCCACCUUCGUGAAGCCCAUAUCUUGUCCGCUUGGGCGGAAGUGGCAACACUUCGUCGUGCAGCAGGCGGCGGUACAGAAGGAUGUGGAACGCGCCUUCGAGGUCCUACAGUCUUGGUUUCCUAUAGUCCAGGGGGCUACAAGGAUAUGGGAUCAGGAAACCCUUCAUAACAUCAUGACCGCCUGCAUUAUCAUGUACAACAUGAUAAUCGAAAAUGAGAGACCUGAUGGUGAAGUUGAACACGUCUACGACGGUACUGGUGACCAUGUGGAGCCGUUGCACACCCCAACCCCCUCAAUUCAAGCAUUUACACACAGGUAUGGGAUGAUAACUAGCAGGCAGGGUCAUCACCAGCUUCGUGAAGAUCUUGUGGAGCAUCUCUGGCAGCUCCACGGAGGAGAGUAG